CUUGGGUGGUGUUGGGGGGUCGGGUGUAGAGGGAGGUAGUCCAGCCGCUCACAGACACAACGUGGUGUGUAGAUCUAGGGAUAGGUCAUACACAGAACUAGAGGGAUGUCCCCCAACUACAAGCUGAUAUACUUCAACGCCAGAGGUCGCGCCGAACAUAUUCGCUUCAUCUUUGCCUACGCCGGAGUUGACUAUCAAGACUACCGGGUACCCAAGGAGAAAUGGCCAGAGCUGAAAAAGAGUAUGCCGUUCGGUAUGUUGCCGGUGCUGGAGAUGGAUGGCAAAUACAUCGGUCAGUCCAACGCCAUCGCCCGCUACCUCGCCCAGCAGUAUCAGCUGACGGGCAAAGACGAGAAAGAGGCUCUCCAAUGCGACGUCAUGGUUGACACCCUGGCGGACCUGAAGCAGGUAUUGUGGCUGUAUCGCUCCGAGCAAGACCCCAUCAAGAAGGAGGAACGACGCGCCACACUCCUGAAGGACACAAUUCCUUUUUACCUCAAGCGCUUCGAGAAGGCCAUCGCUGAGAACGGUGGCUACUCCGUGGGUAGCUCGGUAACAUGGACGGACUUCGUAUUUGCUGUUUCUCUAGAAAACUUUGAAAUAAUCUUCGGCAAAGACUCGCUGCAGGCCUACCCUCACCUUCAGGCGUUGAAGGAACGAAUCUUCGCACUGCCAGCCAUACAGAGUUGGGUACAGAAAAGACCUGUCACUGACUUUUAGAGUGUUCAUAGUGGUCGUUUAGGACAGAGAUAGUUUCAUGUUGAUGCGAGUAUGUAUUAACCACUGAGUGGUUCCAUAGAACCAGCAACUGUACAAACCUUAGAUUAAUGGAUGGAAUGUGCUACAAAAUACUUACAGCAUUCAUCAAAUAAAAAAAGUAUCGUGACACCGUUAAGAUUUUCAAUCGAUGUGAUCUGAAACACAAAUAAUAAUGUACAACAAUUUGUUAACAGUCAACAAUCAAUGGCUUGCGUCCAUAGUUGAAUUAGGUUUGUAAGAUAAAAUAUAAUUUCAGUAGUGCUAUGAUUUUUUUACGUUAGUUGACAAACUAAAAAAUUAUUUCCAUUUCAAAGUUAAUACAAUUCAUAAUUAUUUAUGUAUUGGUCAAAUAGAUAUACCUAACAUUGUUGAUGCCACAUUUACUACUUGUGAAGAAAAUUAUAACAGUCGAUUUAAACAUCAUUGUGCAUCAAAUUGCACUAACAACAAUGCUAUCUGUACACUUACGGACCUGUAUCUAACUGGAAUUAUAACAAUAUGUGUCAAUCCAGCAUGUACAUGACUAUGUUUAUCUCUGAAAUUUAGUAAUCGAGAUAAUUUAUAUUUAUAGAACAAUGCUUUUACGAUUAUCAAAUGACAACAUUUCAUUCUUGUGGGUUACCUACUCUAAAAUUGACCUAUUUUAAACAUUUGUGGACUGGGAUCACUAGUUCGCCGUUUGUUUUCGUACUCAUAAAAUAGUAUAUUAACUGAAUGAUUUUGUAAGGAUUAUUAAUGAAAAAAUAUCAAUUUACAAACAGGGAAUUUAUUCUGUCGAGUUGUGUCGAAUUCAAUUUACCAAUAUUUAAACAAAUACUCUUAAAUAAGGGAUUAAAAAUAAUAAAACUGAUUACUCUGAAAGUAUAUUUUUCAAACAAAGCACUAUAGAACUAACUCCUUAACUGUGCAAUUUCGUAAUGCAUUAGUAUUACCAUUGACUAUAUAUUCAAAGGUAUUACGCACAGAACGAAGGUGGGGACCAUAAUAACUACAUCACUGGUUAAAAACUAAUCGAUAAAUAUUUUAAACUUAAAACUUAAAGUUUUUAUGUGUAUAUUAAGUCAAUGUGAAUAAUGUGCCCGUUUACAUAUCAGGACUGGAUUACCACAUUCUAGUAUUAUUAUCUGGCCAGACAUCGGGUGAUCUCAUGAGCUUGUAGUAAAAAAAACAUAGGACUUGGAAAUAUCUACUUACAAAAAUAUGUUUUAUUUUAGAAAUAUUACUCCUACAUCCUAUCUGAUUCAUUAUGGUGCUGUACUACUACCACAUUGUAUUAUUACUAUUAUAAACCAUAUUUAAAAUACCUGAAGUUAUAAAAUAAACAUACAUAUGAUAAAAAAUGUGUAUAACUCAAAAUUCCUUUUAUUUUCUAAGCAAUCUGAGCCGUCAACUGAAGUACAACCGUAAAUAAAUGUAUAUUGUCAAUAUAAAAUUGUAAUUUCAGUAGUAUUCGACCGUCAAACACCUUGUUCCUAAACGGCUAAGUUAAACGGGAAAGAUACUAAGAAAAAACUAUACCAUUAAAACCUGAUUUGAACUAAAAACCAUUUUACGUACACGUUUAAACGUAAUUUUUAGUAACACAAUUUUAUAUAGUGUACACUGUGUCAAUUGUCCUGGUAACAACAGUUAUUUUUCAAAUGUGUAUUUUUUUAUUGGAUUUACUAGUGAUGUAAGCGAAUCAGAGAUGGUGUUUAUGUUGUGUCAAGAUAAGAGUGUACAGUCACAGUUGUUGUUCCAUAGUAAAGUAUAUUUAUGUACUGAAUGGUCGAUGGCCUAUAAUGUGUUCUUAAUAAACUGUUUCAUGUUGUUAAA
Molecule: messenger RNA, 2574 nt
Organism: Macrosteles quadrilineatus (aster leafhopper)
Lineage: Eukaryota; Metazoa; Arthropoda; Insecta; Hemiptera; Cicadellidae
Product: glutathione S-transferase-like
Exons: 5
Coding region: 106-720 (204 amino acids)
Biological process (GO): glutathione metabolic process
Molecular function (GO): glutathione transferase activity
Source: RefSeq, a predicted model, not a curated record